This is a messenger RNA of Nicotiana attenuata, 1352 nucleotides long. RefSeq names its product GDSL esterase/lipase At5g03610-like. The transcript is spliced from 5 exons. Gene Ontology annotation, molecular function: hydrolase activity, acting on ester bonds. The coding region runs from base 62 to 1189 and encodes 375 amino acids. The record is from RefSeq and is a predicted model, not a curated record. NCBI's taxonomy places the organism in Eukaryota, Viridiplantae, Streptophyta, Magnoliopsida, Solanales, Solanaceae.
CAUGUAAGUAUAUAAAUAGCUUUAGUAUUAGUAGAAUAGAAACUCCUCUCCCUAUUAAGCCAUGAAGUUCUCACAGUUCUUCCUUUUCUCCUUUUUCAUCACAGGUAUUUUAUUGAGUAUUCAAGUUCAAGGUUCAAUUCAUCAGCACCAUAAUCAUCAUCACCAUAGCCAUAACCAGCAGCAAAGUGCCAUUAAUGAGCAAAAGAAGCAUCAAAUAAAUGGGUUUAAGCCAACAAAGAUGUUUGUAUUUGGAGAUUCAUAUGCAGAUACAGGGAAUAAUAGGAAAUCUGUGGCUAAUUCUUGGAAACAACCUUAUGGUGUCACUUUCCCCGGCAAGCCGUCCGGCAGGUUUUCCGAUGGCCGUGUCCUCACUGAUUACCUUGCAAAAUUCUUGGGAGUGAAGUCACCAGUACCGUACAGAUGGAUGAAAUAUGCAACAAAUCGAUUAAGUUAUGGGGUAAAUUUUGCAUAUGGAGGAACUGGUGUAUUUGAUACUUUAGUUCCAGAGCCAAAUAUGACAACACAAAUCGAUUUUUUCCAAAAAUUGAUGGCUAAUUCAGUCUAUACGAAGGCAGAUGUGCAGUCUUCAUUGUUCUUGCUUUCUCUUGCUGGAAAUGAUUAUGGUGCUUUCCUUGCUAAUGGUGGUACUCCUCAGGAUUUUCCUGCCUUUAUAACUAGUGUGGUAAAUCAACUCGUUGUAAACAUGAGACGAGUCUACGGACUUGGAGCAAAGAAGAUAGCAGUUACAGCAUUGGAGCCCUUAGGAUGUCUUCCUCAAAGCACAGUUUUGAAUUCAUUUCAACAAUGCAAUGCAACUGAGAACACAGCUGUGGAUUUCCACAAUGCAUUAUUGCAACAAGCUGUGGCAAAGUUGAACAAUGAGACAAAGGAUUCUACUUUUGUCAUUCUUGAUCUUUUUACCUCAUUUACUACUGUGUUGGAACGCAAAGGAGUGCCAGCAGGAAGUACAAGGUUUGAGACACCAUUGAAACCAUGUUGUAUGGGAAUAAGCAAUCAAUAUUCAUGUGGAAGUAUGAAUGAGAAAGGUGAGAAGAUGUACACAGUGUGUAAUGAUCCAAAAUCUGCAUUUUUCUGGGACAGAGUUCACCCUACAGAAGCAGGAUGGCGUGCUGUUUAUACUGCUUUAGAAUCAACUCUUACUCACAAACUUUUUUUACCUUUCGUUUAGGUUUUGUUGUUUGGUGUGUUAUGUAAUUUCUAGCUUUGAAAGUUUGUUUUAUAUGUUUGUUGGUAUGUUUUAUUAGGCCUAGAGUCUCUUUUUGUACUUUGGAGUCCAACAAAAUAAAGGCUUCUACCACUUUGCUGUUCCAAAUUUUUGUCCGGUUUUUUCA